CCCACGUUGAGACUAUGCCCUUGCCCCCGACUGUCAUCGCCCGCUGCGUCUGUCUUCGGAUUAUCCUUGGACCCCCUCUUGCGCAGAAGUGUUCUUGCGGCUAAGGGCGGAGCUCGACUUGAUUGCAAAAUGGGAUUUGCUUAAAAGAUAUGACGCCACCACGGUUGGCUUGGAAUCAUUGUCUUCAGCAUUUGCAGAAGUUCACUCUUGCGAUAUUUGUCUUUCAUGAUGCAGAUCCCAACUCUCCCUUUGAGUCCGAUUGAUGCCACAAACAACCCUCCGGCAUGGUAUCUUUGGGUUCAAGAUGGACUCACAAUCGUGAUGGGCGUGCUUUGGAUCGUUGCGUAUAUACUUUAUAUGCGGCAAUCAUACCGGGAUCAUUCCUAUGGCAUGCCACUCUUAUCACUUUGCGCCAACAUAUCUUGGGAGCUUGUGUACGGAUUCUUCUACCCUCCAGGAGUGGCAGAAUUCGUCACUUUUGCGCCGUACUUCCUCGUUGAUCUAGGCCUAGUCUACACAACCCUUAAAUUUGGUGCCAACGAAUGGAAGCAAUCCGCAAUUGUCCAGAAGAAUCUGCCGUUGAUUGUCUUCAUUGGAAGCGCGGCACUGACAGCUGCGCAUUGGUGCUUCGCUGUCUUGUUCACGGAUAUCCACCAAGCCAGUUUCUGGAGUGGUUAUGCGUGUCAGAUCAUCGUCUCUUGGGCCGCAAUUGCACAGAUUGUUUCGCGGGCUAGCACGCGUGGUCAUACCCUAGCAAUUUGGUGGUUCCGAUUCACAGGCACUUUGUGCGCGACUACGGUCUUCCAAUGGCGGGCUUACUGGUAUCCUGGGGACUACGCAUAUAUUUACACGCCUGCAGCGACAUUUCUCUUCGUGGCUGCGGAGCUAGCCGAGGUGGUUUACCCGUUCGUGUUCAUGUAUGUCCGGAAACAUGAAGGUAACAAGACGAAACGAAGUUGA
Lindgomyces ingoldianus is the source of this 960-nucleotide messenger RNA. RefSeq lists its product as uncharacterized. NCBI's taxonomy places the organism in Eukaryota, Fungi, Ascomycota, Dothideomycetes, Pleosporales, Lindgomycetaceae. Bases 226 to 960 code for a protein of 244 amino acids. The transcript has 3 exons. The record is from RefSeq and is a predicted model, not a curated record. Gene Ontology annotation, molecular function: lyase activity.